UGAGGAAAAACCGAAAACUGAUCCGAUUUGCUUCAGUCGUCCGGCAAAUCUGUGAUUUUUUUUCUCCGGCGAUCCGGUUUUACGUCAUAUAGCCGGCAAGUCUACGUUGGAAGAAGAGUAAGUUGUUUGGCCUCAUUAUGGAGGGCCACGCUUCCGGACUCCGCCGCGUCCUCGUCCUAGCUUUCUGCGUCGCCGGCAUUUGGUCUGCUUAUAUCUACCAAGGCGUUCUUCAAGAGACUGUUUCAACGAAGCGAUUUGGUCCAGACAAAAAGAGGUUCGAACAUUUGGCUUUCUUGAACCUGGCGCAAAAUGUGGUUUGCUUGAUAUGGUCUUUUUUGAUGAUUAAGAUUUGGUCUAAUGGGAGCACCGGUGGUGCUCCUUGGUGGAGCUAUUGGAGUGCCGGCAUUACAAAUACUAUUGGUCCAGCAAUGGGGAUUGAAGCCCUAAAGUACAUCAGUUACCCUGCACAGGUUCUGGCAAAAUCCUCAAAAAUGAUUCCUGUAAUGCUAAUGGGUGCACUAGUAUAUGGCAUAAGAUAUACCCUUCCUGAGUAUAUCUGUACUCUACUUGUUGCUGGAGGAGUAUCAGCCUUUGCACUUGCAAAGACUAGCUCAAAAACCAUAAGCAAGCUGGCACACCCAAAUGCUCCACUUGGAUAUGGACUGUGUUUCCUGAACCUUGCAUUUGAUGGAUUCACCAAUGCUACUCAGGAUUCAAUUACAGUAAGGUACCCUAAGACGAGCGCAUGGGAUAUAAUGUUGGGAAUGAAUCUAUGGGGCACUAUAUACAAUAUGAUCUUCAUGUUCGGCUGGUCUCAUGCGAGUGGAUACGAAGCUGUUCAGUUCUGCAAGCAGCACCCAGAGGCGGCGUGGGACAUUCUUACGUACUGCCUAUGCGGAGCUGUGGGACAGAAUUUCAUUUUUCUAACCAUUAGUCGAUUUGGUUCUCUAACUAACACGACCAUUACAACAACACGCAAGUUUGUUAGCAUAGUCGUUUCCUCUUUGCUGAGCGGCAACCCCCUGUCGAGGAAGCAAUGGGGAAGCGUUGCAAUGGUGUUCUCAGGACUGUCAUACCAAAUUUACUUGAAGUGGAUGAGACGGCAGAAGUUGCAAAAGAAAAGAAAGUCUACAUGAAUGCUAUUUUGAUGAUGUUCCUUUCUUUUGUAGCUCUUUCCUCCCUUCACUUCUGGGAUUGUGUAGGCGUGUAACUAGAGGAGAGUCCCCACAAUAGUGUUUGCUGUAGUUGAGCGGAAUUAUUAUUCAAAUAUAUAUAUAUAGGUCAUUUGGUAACCAAGAAUAUGGAUGGUGUAUAAUUCAUAAUUUUGGGACAUAAAACAAUGAAAAUUUUAGAUUUUGAUGUUAUUAUGUA
This is a messenger RNA of Ipomoea triloba (trilobed morning glory), 1371 nucleotides long. Its product is annotated as UDP-galactose/UDP-glucose transporter 3. Bases 138 to 1136 code for a protein of 332 amino acids. NCBI's taxonomy places the organism in Eukaryota, Viridiplantae, Streptophyta, Magnoliopsida, Solanales, Convolvulaceae. The record is from RefSeq and is a predicted model, not a curated record. Gene Ontology annotation, cellular component: endoplasmic reticulum membrane; Golgi membrane. Gene Ontology annotation, biological process: UDP-galactose transmembrane transport. Gene Ontology annotation, molecular function: UDP-galactose transmembrane transporter activity; UDP-glucose transmembrane transporter activity. The transcript has 7 exons.